AUGCGCUUACUUCAACGAGGGGCUGGGGGUGACUUGAGUUUCACUCAAGACCUGCUGCCAGAAGACAUACCGCCCUAUGAUAUACUAUCGCACACCUGGGGAAGGCCUGAAGAUGAGGUGACAUUCCAAGACGUCCGGGAAGACUUCUGUCGAGAAAAGCCGGACUAUAAAAAGAUACUGUUCGUUGGAGAGCAGGCAGCACGGGAUGGCUUGGAAUUCUUCUGGGUGGACACUUGCUGUAUUGACAAGUCAAAUCACACCGAGUAUACAGAAGCGAUCAACUCCAUGUUUCGCUGGCAUCAGAACGCAGCAGCCUGCUACGUGUAUAUGAGCGAUGUGCAGACGAACAGCACUGAAAAGUCGUCUUGGAUCGCUGAUUUCAAUGCAAGUAGAUGGUUCAACCGUGGUUGGACCUUGCAGGAACUCCUUGCGCCUUCACAAGUUAUAUUCUUCUCAUCCGAUGGCCACAGGCUUGGCAACAAGAAAACCAACAUUCCUGUUGAGGCUUUAGAAGGAAAGCCUCUGUCUACGUUCAGUGUCGACGAACGCAUGUCGUGGUCAAAUAACCGCCAAACAGCAAAGGCAGAAGACAAAGCGUACUGUCUGAUGGGCAUUUUUGGCGUGCAUAUGGUUCCUAUCUAUGGUGAGGGCAAAAUGGAGGCGUUUGAAAGAUUGAAAUAUGAAAUUUCCACCCGGAACAAGGCAGACAAGGAACUCGAAGAAGGAUUCGACCAAUGCCUCGCUGAUCUUCGUGUGACUGAUCCGCGAAAUGACAAGUCAAGGAUUGAGUCAACCAAAGGCGGGCUACUCAAGGCGUCAUAUCGCUGGAUUCUGGAAGAUGAGGCGUUCAAAGCCUGGUGUGAAAACACCGAACCGCUGUUAUGGAUCAAGGGAAGUCCUGGCAAGGGCAAGACUAUGCUUCUCUGUGGGUUGAUUGACGAGCUAAGUACUGCACGUCUACCUCCUCACAGACGAUUAGUUUCAUACUUUUUCUGCCAGGCCGCAGACUCAAAUCUUAAUAACGCACUGGCCGUACUUCGUGGUCUGAUAUAUACGAUUGUCAGACAAAAUUGGGCGCUUAUCAAAUACGCUCAUCAGGAAUGGAAAGUCGCGGGAAAAGAGCUCUUCGAGGACUCCAAUGCCUUUGAUGCGUUGAUCAUGAUCCUGGAUGAUAUUCUUGAGCAUGAUACACAGGCAGAGCGCGUCUUCAUAAUCGACGCGCUUGAUGAGUGCUCUAAGGAUCUCCCAAAGCUGUAA
This is a messenger RNA of Clonostachys rhizophaga, 1257 nucleotides long. NCBI's taxonomy places the organism in Eukaryota, Fungi, Ascomycota, Sordariomycetes, Hypocreales, Bionectriaceae. The record is from the annotation of a GenBank genome assembly.